This is a messenger RNA of Thunnus maccoyii (southern bluefin tuna), 1370 nucleotides long. It is a transcript of the gene phlda3, whose product is annotated as pleckstrin homology-like domain, family A, member 3. Gene Ontology annotation, biological process: positive regulation of apoptotic process. The transcript is spliced from 2 exons. Lineage: Eukaryota; Metazoa; Chordata; Actinopteri; Scombriformes; Scombridae. The record is from RefSeq and is a predicted model, not a curated record. Gene Ontology annotation, molecular function: phosphatidylinositol phosphate binding. Bases 250 to 681 code for a protein of 143 amino acids.
AGCUGGGCAUGUUCAGACAUAUCCAGGCAGACCAGCCUACCAAACUCCCCACUGCGCGCUGUCAUUACGCACAGAUUGGACUUAGACGCAGACAUUAUAUGAAGCGCAUCAAACCGAUGUGUUUAAUGGGGGACACAUGACAUUGACUACAUGUGGGAUGUGCAUUUAAUGGAUUCAUCUCAAUGCGCCACUGCUGAAGUGUUUCUCUUAAAUUGAGCCUCUUUCUGAAGAAGUCGGUUCAGCGUGGCCAUGUCUCUUCCGGCCAAAGUGAUGAGAGACGGGCUGCUGGAGAAGCGCAGCAGCGGGCUUCUCCAGCUGUGGAAGAAGAAGCGCUGCGUGCUUACCGAUGAAGGGUUGCGCCUGCACAACUGCAAAGGCGGCGGCGGCGGUGGUGGUGAUGGUCCGGGCUCGAAGUGGAGCUCCAAAGCCAAGGAGCUCCGCUUUGAGCGCAUGGCCACGGUGGACUGCGUGGAGUACAAACGAGGGCUGGUGUACUUCACUGUGGUCAUGGCCACAGGCAAGGAGAUUGACUUUCGGUGUCCGCAGGACGGCGCGGCUUGGAACGCGGAGAUUGCUUUGGCACUGGUGCGCUACAAGAACCUGCAAGCCGUGCAGACUGGAAGGAACAGGCACCUGUCUACAGCGCACCUGGGCAGCACCGGAGAGGAUGAAGAGCUCUGACUUGGUGAAGCCUUUCUCGGAUAGAGCCUUUCUGCAACACUUCCUGUGAGGGAGCCAAUCACAGUGGAGAAGGGUAGAGGUCACCAGAUCAACGGGCUUGUUUCUGUGGUGCACAGCAAGAUGGGAAUUAUACAGAAGGUUCAUCUGUGAAUAUGGAUUAAAGGACUGACAGCAAGUGUUGCAGACACUCCUCUUGUCUUCCUACAUGAACUUAUUCAUGCUGUCAUACGGAGUUUAGGAAUCUCGUAUAAGCAUGGAUAAUGUUUUUUUCUGUCAUGACCUCAUUUCUUGAGGUCAAUGUGGAGACCUCUGCAUAAGGAAAAUAUUACAAUAUUUAAACAGAAACUAUGGAGCUGGGACUCUGUUUGCCGCUUGUGCCUUGAUAUAUCAAAAAUAUCUUCUAUUUUGGGCAUAAUAUCUGAAUAUUUUCUAGCAUUGCUGAAACAGGAAUCACUUUGUGUCUUCAGUCUUACUUUUGAUGGAAAUAUUUUGCCGUUUGACUGGCUUUGAAAGCUUUUGUUAUGGACUGAACAGAUCUGCAUGUUUUUCUAAAGUUUAACAUGAAGAAUAAGUAUUUUGCUCAUAUUCAUUGCACAUUGUAUUCUAUAUAUUUGCUGAAACCGUGUACAGUAUUACAAUCUUUGAAAAGAAAUAAUAAAUUUUGACUGUAAUCCUGAAGUGCUGACGUA